CCGACUGAUUGCGUAGCGGGCGGGGCCGGAAGUGCCGCUCCCUGGUGGGGGCUGUUCAUGGCGGUUCCGGGGUCUCCAACAUUUUUCCCGGUUGUAGUCGAUCCGUUCGGAGUGGAGGCAACGGAGCUUGAGGUUCUUGCUGGUGUGAAAUGACCGAGUACAAACUGGUGGUGGUUGGAGCAGGUGGUGUUGGGAAAAGCGCGCUGACAAUCCAGCUAAUCCAGAACCACUUUGUGGAUGAAUAUGAUCCUACCAUAGAGGAUUCUUAUCGAAAGCAGGUGGUUAUAGAUGGCGAAACCUGUCUGCUGGACAUUCUGGAUACAGCUGGCCAAGAGGAGUACAGUGCCAUGCGAGACCAAUACAUGAGGACGGGGGAAGGCUUCCUCUGCGUUUUUGCCAUCAACAAUAGCAAAUCCUUUGCAGAUAUUAACCUCUACAGGGAACAGAUUAAGCGAGUGAAAGAUUCAGAUGACGUACCUAUGGUGCUGGUAGGAAACAAGUGUGACUUGCCAACAAGGACGGUGGACACAAAACAAGCCCAUGAACUGGCCAAGAGUUACGGGAUUCCAUUCAUUGAAACCUCAGCCAAGACCAGACAGGGUGUUGAAGAUGCCUUUUACACACUGGUAAGAGAAAUACGCCAGUACCGAAUGAAAAAGCUCAACAGCAGUGAUGAUGGAACUCAAGGUUGUAUGGGGCUGCCCUGCGUGGUGAUGUAACAAGGUGACUAUUACAAAGUUCGAUCAUCAGAAAGAGCCACUUUCAAGCUGCACUGAUCCCCUGGUCCUGACUUUCCUGGAGGAGAAGUAUUCCCGUCGCUGUCUUCAUUCUCACAGACAAGCUCCUGCUACUUGUCCAGCUCGGAGUAGAUCAGCACAAUAGUCUCCAUCUGAGAAGUUCUCAGCCUGACUACCUCCUCACUUGGUUGUCUGACCAGAGAAAUGCAAAUGCACCUGUUGUUAAUCCGCAGUGGUUUCUCCCCCAGUCCACACAAACACACCUCUGCCACCCAAGGUUUUUCAUCUAAAAAGCAAUUUAUGCUCUGAAGCAGAACCAAACUGUAGACAUGAAAUUCUGUUGGAAACAGUGUUGAGCUCUGAAGUAGCAACUGCUGGUGAUUUUUCUUUUCACUGUUAAACUUGGAACUAUGUUAUUAGAGAAAUGUCAUAAAUUACUGUUUGCCCAGAAUAUAGUUAAUGUUGCUGUUUGGUUUAUCGGCUAUAUACUAUUAACUGGCAUCUGCUCUGUAUUCAUAAAUAACAAAAGUGAAUACUAACUUUUGAGUCUAGCCCAAUCUUCUGAACUUUCAUGAAAUUAAAUCCAACUUUCAUGUCAAAGUGCCUUUUUUCCUAAAAGUCAUUUUUAGAAUUCCUUUACAGUGUUUUCAGUGGAAUAGAUGGCUCAAAACACAUAAUUAUACAUGAAAAUUAAUGUCUAAGAUAUGUCUGUGAACUAUCUACUUAUGAAAGAUAACCAUAUGAUAGCAGAUGCCACUUCUGACGCCAUUUUCCAGGGCACUGUUUUUGGGUUCCCUCAUCUCCAAGAUGAACCUGGAAACAGUUACAAAUAAUUUUACUUAUUUUUUACCUAAUUGCUACUUUUUUGUAGGUUACUGCCUACAAAAUGUGAUUUUGUUUCUUCUAGUUUACUGAUAACCUAAUGUUCAAUGAACUUCCAUUUGUAUUCAAAUUUGGGUCAUGCCAGAAAGUCUUGUAUUCAUAGAUGUUCAAAUAUUGUAAAAGUGUGAUAUGGAAGUAGCUGUGAUGAAUGAUUUUUAAACCUCAAAUAUAGUAUUUGAAUGAUGCAUAUAAUUUUUCUCAGUUAUCUUCUUAACUCUCCCUCAGCCUCCUUUCUCCCCUGCAACAGGAAGUUGAAUAUUUCAGUUGAGUAAAGCAUGGUGCUGUUGACCAAGGUCAGUUUCAAAACUUGAAUGAAUGAGCCAUUUAAGCAUCACAAAGAGAAAUCCUUCCACAUCUGCUCAUUGUACCAGUAACUCCUGCUAAGUAGCUUUGCCAGAUUCCUGACGUUAUCUUGUAAGGAAACAGAAAAUAAGUUAGCCUGAGUCCUUUGCUAUGCCUAGAGAAACGUGGUAGUCCAAGGUUGAUCAGUUUAGAAGUCUUUAUAAAUAAAGUUGUUUAGACCCAAUUUUAGCCACAUGGAAAUUCUAGUCCAAUGUAUUUCCUCAUCUUGUUAAGACUUAGAAAAUGCCUCCAGUGGGUUUUUAAAAAAUUUUUUCUUUACUCAUGAUGUUGUUUGACAUUAAAAUAGGAUUGAUGAUUUUAUCUGCUGAUCAUGAAAGCUGGUAAGAUUAUUCAGAAUAAGAGGUAGCUUUGGAUUGAAAGUGCUGUUUGAAAAGCAAUGAAAAAUACAUAAAUCGUUAUAAGAAUCCCGAGGCAUGGCAUUUCGCUUAGCAGACAAGAUGCUGGUAAUUUUAGUGAAAAACAGACUUGGAUAACUUUUGAUAAAAGACUAAUUCCAAAAUGGUCACUUUGUGCAACUGCUUCUCCUGUUCUUUCAGAGCAUUGCUCUGUGAUUUUCCUGACCAGAGAAAGGCUGAGUGUGUAACUGC
Molecule: messenger RNA, 2569 nt
Organism: Ochotona curzoniae (black-lipped pika)
Lineage: Eukaryota; Metazoa; Chordata; Mammalia; Lagomorpha; Ochotonidae
Gene: NRAS
Product: NRAS proto-oncogene, GTPase
Exons: 7
Coding region: 150-719 (189 amino acids)
Biological process (GO): Ras protein signal transduction
Cellular component (GO): plasma membrane
Molecular function (GO): GTP binding; GDP binding; GTPase activity
Source: RefSeq, a predicted model, not a curated record